AUGAACAGUCAGGGCUCGUCGAUGGGGAAGGGGGUGAACGGCGUCCUUGUUUGUCAGGAGAGUUACGCCUGCGGUGGCUCCGACGAGGCCGCCUUCGAGUGCGACGAAUGCGGCAGCGUUCAGUGCGUCCGCUGCGAGCUGGAGCUCCACCGUCAGGAGCGCUUGAGGAACCACGACAGGACCCGGAUCUCACCUGGCCACAUACCUUACUGCGAUUCAUGUAAAGGGGACGGGGGCGUUCCGAACGGGGGUCGGCUGAGAGCAGUAGUGCGCUGUCAGGGAUGUAAAAUCAACCUGUGUUUGGACUGUCAAAAAAGGACUCACAGUGGGGUCAGUAAAAGAAAGCACCCCAUCACUGCCUACUCUCCCCCGAAACCCGUGGAGAAGAACUGCAGCACUGGAGAUGAACAGCUGGAUGCGUUGAAAGCUAAACUUGAUCAAGUCACCAGUUUUCUUCUAGUGGAUGAAAAGGAAGAUAUGCAGGUCAAGGAUGAGGAGGAGUUUGUGAGGAAGUUAGGCUGUAGCCCCGAGGAGCUCUUGAAGGUGGUGUCCAUUUUCGGCAACACUGGAGAAGGCAAAUCCCACACCCUCAAUCACACUUUCUUUUUGGGUCGUGAAGUUUUCAAGACAUCUCCAACCCAGGAAUCCUGCACCGUUGGGGUGUGGGGAGCACUGGACCCUCUUCAUAAGGUGGUGGUUGUUGACACAGAGGGACUUCUGGGGGCAGGAACUAACAUUGGACAACGAACCCGCCUCCUCCUGAAGGUGCUCGCAGUCUCCGAUCUGGUCAUCUAUCGGACACAUGCUGACCGGCUACAUGAUGAUCUUUUCAAGUUUCUUGGAGAUGCAUCAGAUGCGUAUCUAAAGCAUUUCACGAAGGAGCUGAAAGCCACAACUGCACGCUGUGGUUUGGACGUGCCCCUUUCAACUCUGGGUCCUGCUGUUAUAAUCUUCCAUGAGACCGUCCACACCAAGUUAUUAGGCUCAGACAAGCCAUUAGAAUCAGCUGAGCGGCUUCUUCAGGAACGUUUCCGAAAGCUUGGCCUCUUUCCAGAAGCAUUCAGCUCUAUUCAGUACCGGGGCACUCGAACCCACAACCCCCCGACUGACUUCGGCGGUCUGCUGCGCAGCGUGGAGCAGCAGUUAGACAACAACACUACACGAUCUCCACGUUCUGCUGGUGUCAUCUACAAAGCCUUGCAGGCUUUGAGUGAGUGCUUCAGCGGAGAGAUUCCUGAUGAGCAUCUGGCAAGCAACUCUUUUUUUCCAGAUGAAUACUUUACCUGCUCCAGCAUCUGCCUCAGCUGUGGCUCUGGCUGUAAAAACAGCAUGAAUCACCUACGAGAGGGUGUGGCACAUGAGGCUAAACACCGCUGCCGCUAUUCAGCGCACUAUGAUAAUCGCAUCUAUACCUGCAAGGUUUGUUAUGAGAGUGGAAAAGAGGUAAUUGUGGUUCCAAAGACGACGGCAUCCUCUGACUCACCAUGGUUUGGCUUGGCCAUAUACGCCUGGUCUGGAUAUGUGAUCGAGUGUCCAAACUGUUCGGUGAUCUAUAGAAGUAGGCAGUACUGGUAUGGGAACCAGGACCCUGUUGAUACAGUGGUUCGGACUGAAAUCCAGCAUGUCUGGCCAGGGUCCGACGGAUUCCUGAAGGACAACAACAACGCUGCGCAGAGGCUGCUGGAUGGAGUGAACUAUAUGGCUCAGUCUGUUUCAGAGCUAAGCGUCAAGCCUGCUAAAGCCGUCACUGCCUGGUUAACCGACCAGAUUGCCCCAGCUUACUGGAAGCCUAAUUCUCUCAUCAUUAGAUGUAGAAACUGUGGAGAGGAGUUCCAAGAUAAUGAUACAAAGCACCACUGUCGGGCUUGUGGAGAAGGUUUCUGUGACGGCUGCUCCUCUAAGACACGGCCAGUCCCGGAGAGAGGUUGGGGCCUGGCACCUGUGCGAGUCUGUGAUGCCUGUUUUCAAAACAGAGGAAUUCCAGAAGAACUACUGGAUGCAGCACUGGAAGAGGAGCAAGGUGGGACUCUGAUUGCCAGGAAGGUGGGAGAAGCUGUUCAGAACACUUUAGGAGCGGUAGUCACUGCUAUAGACAUCCCUCUUGGUCUGGUAAAAGAUGCCGCCCGUCCAGCAUAUUGGGUCCCUGACCAAGACAUCCAUUGCUGCCACCAGUGCCAGCGUGAGUUUAAUGCCCGUCUCUCAAUCCAUCACUGCCGUGCAUGUGGACAAGGAGUAUGUAACGAUUGCUCCUCUGAUCGCCGGGCCGUGCCCUCCAGGGGUUGGGACCAUCCAGUGCGGGUGUGCAUCACCUGCAGCCAGAAAUCUGGAGAGCUCUAGCAGAACCGAACAUCGCUCACCAUUAUAAGACACCAUCGUAUUUGACCUCAGUGCUUCAAAACAAGUUGGGAAGGAAGAAGCACUGAAUCCAAUGAAUGAUUGUUUGAGAGGAUUGUUUGUUCCAACACUUCAUUCACAUCAUGCUCCUACAUAAGCUGUUCACACUUUAACAAGUAAUGGCCUACGUAAUUUCUUCUUUUAAAGGUUAAAUCCAGCAGGAAAAUACAUGCAUGUCAAACCCUGGACAAAUCCUUUGUCUACCAUGCAGUAUGUUACCUGUGGGCAGGCCCAGACGGAAAAUUGGAAUGAACGUUUUGGGGAAAAUCUACAGAAUGGGUUUAAACAAGAUAGAAAAAAAAAAGUUAAACAUGAUCAAAGGUGCAAAAUA
Molecule: messenger RNA, 2725 nt
Organism: Carassius gibelio (silver crucian carp)
Lineage: Eukaryota; Metazoa; Chordata; Actinopteri; Cypriniformes; Cyprinidae
Product: zinc finger FYVE domain-containing protein 1-like
Exons: 11
Coding region: 1-2337 (778 amino acids)
Molecular function (GO): zinc ion binding
Source: RefSeq, a predicted model, not a curated record